Molecule: messenger RNA, 2571 nt
Organism: Tetrapisispora phaffii CBS 4417
Lineage: Eukaryota; Fungi; Ascomycota; Saccharomycetes; Saccharomycetales; Saccharomycetaceae
Product: alpha-mannosyltransferase
Exons: 1
Coding region: 1-2571 (856 amino acids)
Biological process (GO): protein O-linked glycosylation
Cellular component (GO): Golgi apparatus
Molecular function (GO): alpha-1,3-mannosyltransferase activity
Source: RefSeq, a predicted model, not a curated record
AUGUUGUCUGCUCUCAUUAGGAUACUGAGGAGUAGAAGAGGUGCAAAACUGGCUGUUAAUUUAGCUUUCCUGGUCUUGUCUGUGUGCUUAUGGUCAUCACUAAGUCGGAAACAGAAAAAAUCAAAUGAACUCUUCAGAAGCAUAGACGAUUUCACGACAACUGUUGGUACUUCGAUAUUUGGUGAAAGUAAUGUUAAAUAUCCACCAAGUAAUCCAGAUUGGAACCCCCAUUAUUCGAAAUACUUUGCUGACUUAAAGGAGAAAAUCACGUCCAUUGAUUUUAUAGAAACUUCAGAAAAUAUUAAUCAGUUUAAUGAUAAGCCUCUAUCACCAUUUGAUAAUAUACCAAUAUAUGAUAACUUUAUAAAGGCGAAACUUGAUAGUUCAAAGUUGUACCAUAAUAAAUUUUCAUUAAAAUACUUUAAAGAUAUUGCUACAGUAACAAAAUGCAAAUAUUAUUUUAAUAACUUAAAUCAAAUUAAUCCCGGUUGGAAUAAUGACGUGAAUAAACAUUCAUUACUUAUCAAUUCAUUAAAUUAUGACAAAAAUGGUAAAGUUAGAGGUAAAAAAUCUGAACUACAAGUAAAGACCACUCAAAUGAAAAAAAAUUUGAAUUUUAUUAAUGAAAGAUUAAGACUGUAUGACUUAUGUUUUAUUAAGAACGAAUUUAAUAUGGAUGAUAUUUUCAACAAUCCAGUGAAAGAUAGUGUCUCUUUGGUGCUUGAUAAUAUUGCUGGUGACACUACUACCACUAUAGCUGAAAAUCAAAGAGUUAAUCAAUUUCAAUUUGAAGGACAAAUGUUUCCUUAUUUGCAAAAAUUCAAUUCUUCACAAGAAUUUAAUUCCAUUUUACCAAGGUUUAGUAUUGGCGAUGGUAUUUGGUAUUCAAACGGUACUUUCCCAAAACCAUUGACCUCGGUAUCAACUUAUCAAGAUUUUAAACCAGAUCCAGAAAAUGAAGAAUUGAUUCAUUUAGAAUAUGAUACCAAAAAAUCAGUCUGGGCGAAUUGGAACUCUAUGUCAGAUCUCAUCCCAAGUUGGGAGAGAGGUAUUAUCAUCUCGAUCAGUGACGCACAAUUAUUCCUGGCAUUGAAAUGGAUAGCAACAGCCCGUCAUAACCAUAUCAAGUUGCCUAUCUUCUUCAUGUACAAAGAUAAUGAGUUAUCACAAGUUUCAAUCAAUAAAUUACGUCGCGUGGCCGCUUCCGAUGAUAUUAAAUUUCCAACCUCUUCAAAUUUACCAAAAUUAGAUACUUGGUUUGUCGAUUUGACUCCUUCUAUUAAUCCAAUAAUGAUGCCAGAGUUCAUAACUUUUAAGAAUAAAUGGUUAGCAUCAACAUUAAAUCCUUGUAAAGAAAUAUUGUUCUUAGAUACAGAUACUAUCAAUUACAAAGAUCCAAAUUUUUAUUUUGAAACAAAAGGAUAUAAAAAUUCAGGUACUUUAUUCUUUAGAGAUAGGUACUUGAAAGUAGAUAAAAAGGAAAUAUGUUCCUCAUUUCAUGAUACACUUUCCCCAAGUUUCCAAGAAUCAUUCUAUUUCGAUAAAUUACCAUUAUUCGACAAGCAAUAUAUAGUCGAUAACGUUGCAAAAAAUGAAUUGACAACAGAAGAACAUAUCUUCAAAAGCUAUUUCCAUCUAGACAUACAGCAUGAGAUGGAAAGUGGUUUAAUGGCAAUUGAUAAAGCAACGCAUAUUAUUCCAAUGCAAAUGUCCGCAAACUUCAACUUGUUCAAACCAUUCUCAAAAUGUUCUCAUGGUGAUAAAGAAUUCUUCUGGUUAGGUUUUAUGGCCUCAGGUACUCCGUUUUCUAUUGAUCCAAUCAAACCUGGUACAGUGGGUGAAGUUAUCACAGAUAAAGCAGGUCCAACUGUCAUAGAGAAAAGAAUUUGUAAUAUCCAAAUCGUCCAUUUUGAUGAAAAUAAAGAUAUCAUGUGGAUGAAUGGUGGUGCUAAUAUCUGUAAAUACCCAGGUUAUGCAGAAGCAGAUUGGGAAAAUCCAAAACUGCAAAGUUUCACUAAAAAUUUUAAAACACUUGCAGAAUAUAAAAAAUAUUAUGAACAAAUACCAAUGAAGACAGAUUAUGGAAUAAUCGCCUCUGAAUUUUCGAACCAGCCAUGGAUAAGAAGAUUUUAUCAUUGCCAUAACUUGAUUUGGUGUGCUAGAUAUACAGAAGAGUUAAAGCCAUUGAGUUUCGAGGAAAAAGAAACACAUGGUGAACUAUUCCCAUUAGAUCCUGAAGUGAAAAAGAGAGUAGAUGAGAUUAAUUUUGUGUGGGCUACCUUUGACACAUAUCAGGUCUUUUCAAAAGAAGAUAUUGAAAGUGCUAUAAAACUUGCAAGAGAAACAUCUGGAUUGAAUAAAGUAUUAGACCAAGAAGCUAAAAAGAAGGCUGAAGCAGCAAAGAAGGCUGCUGCCGAAGUUAAAGCCGCGUUAGAAGCUGAAAUAAAGGCUAAAGCUGAUGCCGAAGAAGCUAAAGCUGGUGUUGAAAAUGGAUUAGGAUCUAUCCCUCAUGAUGCAGAAGGAGAUAAAAAAGAGCCAGCUGAAGUUGUUAAAGAAGUUGCUGCCCCUUAA